UUGUCAUAGAAUUGAAAUUUGCUUAAAAUCCAAUUAGCGUUAAUUAAAAACGCACAAAGCGGAGUCGGUAGCAUGGACGCGGAGCACCUGAAACGACUAGAAGGCAGGGAAGCUGAGUACAUCCCAGACAUACUAAAUGAAUUCAAUAAAAAGCACGCGGAUCUUCUGGUCUUUGACAGCUUCCACUCGGACAACCAAUGGCACGAGCUUUGGCUGGCCAUCUUCGGGAUCUUGGACGACGCGCAGCUAGGACACCUGCACACCCAGUGCCUCAAUACGGUAAGGAUAUUGACCCGCGACGAGUUCAGUCUGCAAACCAACUACAUCGAGCAUGAGGUCAGCCAGCUGCUUAGGCUGGCCCGCGUCGAGGCCAGCUCCCUCAAGCUGCCAGCCACCCCCGACGAGCUCAAGCAGCAGGAGGAAGGUCAGCUGCAGCUACAGGAGCAGCCCAGCUUGGCCCAGUCGGACAUUAUAGCCGAAGCCCUAAAAUGCUUGUGCAAUUUGGUCUACCAGAGUGCGGACUGCCGUCGGCAGUGCCUGCGCCAACACUGCCUGGAUGCCAUCCUAAAGCGGGUGGCUUCCUCAAUGCGUCAUCCCUGUGCUCUCGAGUACUACGACAUGAAGCUACUGUUUUUGCUCACAGCUCUGGAGCCAGCGGCCCGCACCCGUCUCCAAAUCGAUCUCAACGGCCUCACCUACAUGACCAAGUGGCUGGAUGACAAGCUGGCCGAGCCCAGCUGCAGCGAGGAGCAGCUCAACAUCAUCUGCGAGCUGCUCAAAGUGAUGUUUAAUGUGACCAGUGCACCGGAUAAGAGUCCCAACGAGUACGAGAUCCAGAGCUUGCAUCUGACCGGAGUGCUCAGGGAGCUUCUGCUCCGUUUCGGAAAGAUGGCCACCGACAAGGAGCGCUCGGUGGUCACGCAUACCAUCAAUCUGCUUACCAACAUCUCCAGCAGCUGCCUCAUCGAACUAACCAUCAAGUGCAGUAAUGCCGAGGAGCAGCCCAAGAAGGUGGUGGAGGGUGUGGCAAAGGCAAAGCCGGCCAAAUGCUGUGCUCUUUGCUUCGAGAAACGCAAUGUGCGCUGUUUGACCGUACUCCUUAACUAUCUGCGGCAAGCCUUGGCCCAGCAAGAGGCCGAGGCCAGCUCCCAUGAGCUGCUCUCUCCGGUGCUAACCGUUCUGGUGAAGUGCUCCCGCAGCGAUCGCGUUAUGCGUCACUAUCUGAGGCAGGAGAUCUUACCGCCACUGCGUGAUGUUAGCCAGCGUCCGGAGAUUGGCCAGGAGCUGCGAAAUCACCUUUGCCGCUUCCUUACGCUGCCCGCAAUGAUCUUGCGCGACCUCGCCGCUGAGCUGCUCUUUGUCCUCUGCAAAGAAGACGUAGGCCGGAUGAUCAAGUACACGGGAUAUGGCAAUGCGGCUGGCCUGUUUGCCAAACGUGGCAUACUCGACUGCCGCCGCGUGGAGGGCGCCGACUAUUCAUCGGACAGCGAGGACAGCGACACCGAGGAGUACAAGAAGCACCAGCAGGGUAUUAAUCCUGUUCUCGGCUGCGUGGAACCCAAAUCCAAGCAUAACCCGCUGGACGACAUGACCGAGGAGCAGAAGGAGAGCGAGGCGCUCCAGCUGGUCAAUCUCAUCGAGCAGCUCCGCCAGGGGGGUAUAGUCAAGCCCGCACUCAUCGACAAGGAUGGUAAGCCGCAACCGCUGGAACACAUUCUGCAGCUCCAGGAGGAACUGCCGCAGCAGCAGCUUGAGCAGAAGCGCAAAACCUAAGCAGUAGCAUAGCCUGCAUAAUGAUAUCGAUGAUGUCAUAGCCCAAAUUGAAAUCGAUUUAACUGCACCUGCCUGCAAUCGGUAGAUAACUGCUAAGCUCGAUUAUAUUAUCGAUACCUUUGCGUGGAAUAGGUCCCAAGCAGAGACGUGGGGCUCAUUUCACAGCACUUCCAUCGUUCGCUUCGAAUCGAAAACAAAAUGCAUAACAAUCGUUGGGGUCUUCCAGCUUGGUGCCGGGGCGGGGGACGGGGUUGGGGCAGAUGGGGCCUCGCAGGGUAGUGGCAGAUCAACAAACAGAAACAAAAACAAAUACCAAAACGGCAAUCUUUUAUAUAUACACAACUGAUCCACAAAUAGAUCAAUAGACAAAUUUGACUAAUCUUUGUAAUAGUUAAGUGCAUGUAUUUAUAAAAACUCUAAUUAUACAUUUACGAUCUAAGUACAUACAGUUCGUGUGAAAUAGGCCUUACGCGGAUUCGAUCCGAUCCGAUCCGAUCCGAUCCUCCCAGCUGGGCGACCUCCUACGAAACUGCAGCCUACAUUUGGCUUUGAAUUUACAUUGAACACAUUCGAGUACAAUUUCGAAGAUCCAGAACUUAUGUUUACUAUGCUGCAUCAGAUCUAUUUCGCACCAGCUCUUAUAUUAUACAUAUACUAUACAUGUUUUGUGUACGUAACUAUAACACUAGCUUAAACUGACUAAAAUAAUGACUAUGAAGUCUAUCCAUGAUAGACGCGAGUGAGGUAAA
Messenger RNA from Drosophila persimilis, 2522 nucleotides. It is a transcript of the gene ric8a, whose product is annotated as synembryn. Gene Ontology annotation, molecular function: G-protein alpha-subunit binding; guanyl-nucleotide exchange factor activity. The record is from RefSeq and is a predicted model, not a curated record. The coding region runs from base 73 to 1773 and encodes 566 amino acids. NCBI's taxonomy places the organism in Eukaryota, Metazoa, Arthropoda, Insecta, Diptera, Drosophilidae. Gene Ontology annotation, biological process: G protein-coupled receptor signaling pathway. Gene Ontology annotation, cellular component: cytoplasm. The transcript is spliced from 2 exons.